Molecule: messenger RNA, 1999 nt
Organism: Schistocerca cancellata (South American locust)
Lineage: Eukaryota; Metazoa; Arthropoda; Insecta; Orthoptera; Acrididae
Product: calcium-responsive transcription factor-like
Exons: 4
Coding region: 17-1042 (341 amino acids)
Molecular function (GO): DNA-binding transcription factor activity
Source: RefSeq, a predicted model, not a curated record
GUUCUGCUGCUGCGGUAUGUCGCAAACUCUUGUUUCGGGCACUUCUUCGAGUAUGUCUGCUGACCGUGUUGAAGACCGGGAAGUAGAUGUGUUCGAGAGGUUAAUGCGUUCAUCGCUGAAAGAUGUACGUAUUGACAGAGAAGGCGACAUUCAUGGAUUGUGCGAGACAGAAGAGGAUGUUGUCCAUCUUCUGAGCAACUUGCGCGUCCAUGGCUACGCAUACUCAGUUAGAAGAAGUGCGUAUUAUCGCCAGCCCCCUUCAGGUGCUGCUAAACACGAGACAGGCUUCUUCUACAGCCACACUAAAGGCAACAUACCUAUACAGUUUUUUGGCCCUGUUUUCUGUGUCGAGAGCUUAGUUAAAAGAGAAUGUACUCUUGGCCCGUUAUAUCAUAAAAAGGAGACUCUUGUUGCAGAUCAUCUGGUGGACCAUGUUAACCCAAAGAAGAAGAGAAAAGUUCUCAUGGACACACAAAAGAAAGGCUGUCCAGCAACAUUUGAUGUCAAGUGUGUCAGGGUAUUCCCCGAUUAUGCGAUAAACUCGGCAACAGACAGUUCAAAAAAAAGAGUUACUGAGAAACUGAAACGAGACUUGGAGUCGACACAGGUACCAAAAAGUUAUCUGAGAUAUUACGUGGCUGCCUCCCAAGCAAGCCGCCAUAAUCAUGGCAUUGAAUGUGUGAAAACGAUUGGACACAUACACCCUUUGCUUUCAAAAGAGAUCAGGGAUAUAGUUGCAAAGGGGACGAACUCAGUUCGGAUAAUUAAGUUAGAACUGGAGAGAUUUGUGGAAAAAAAUUUCACUGGGGAAAACAGACCAGAUCGGAUGAACAUAAUGUUUUACCCAACAGAUAGUACAAUUUAUAGCCAUAUGUAUCGGGCUCUGUUUGAUUUGAAGAAAACUGUUAUUGACCAAGAUGCAUUAAGGAAUCAAAUUAAUGGGUGGGAAAAGGAAUCGAAGGCUGAGAGAUUUUUUUUCAGACCGUUUACAGAUGACAAUGGAAAAGUGCAGCCAUUGCUUUUUUGUUACCAGCACAAGUAGCAAAGGGAACUUUUGAAAAGGUAUGGUAGGGUUUAGGGUAUGUUUGCUUGAUGCAACAUACAAGACAACGAAGUAUGACAUUCCAUUAUUUUUCUUGGUAGUGAGAGCUAAUGUAUGCUAUGUAGUAGUUGGGAUAUUCUUCAUUCAAGUAGAAAACACUGCUUCGAUUAAAGAGGCUCUAGAAAUUUUCAAGGCAUGGAACCCAGACUGGAAUCCAGUUUCAUGGGUUACAGAUUUCUCUGAGCCUGAGAUACGGGCAAUUGAAGGAACAUUUCCAAUGUCAAGGGUUUAUCUUUGUUUAUUUCAUCGAAAGCAAGCCUGGCAACGGUGGCUUAGCAAAAAGAACAAUUUAGACAUACCGGGUGAUAGUGAGCAAAUCAUGAAGCUGUGGGAAGGAAUUGCUGAGUCACCAUCUGAAGAACAAUUCUUAACUGCAAAACAAAACCUUCAAUCUCAUGAAUUGUUAACUAGAAAUUCUGGUGCACUUGAUUAUUUUAAUAAGCAAUGGCUUUCAGUAUCUGAAAGGUGGGUGAAGGCCUAUGAGGACAAGGAGAAUUUCUUCGCCAAUAUAACUACUACUAAUGGUGUUGAAUCACUAAAUAAAAGAGUGAAACAUUUUUUUCUUAGACAUUCAGCAGAUAAAACAUUGACAGGUGUUGUUAAAGUUUUGAUAAAUGAUUUCCUCCCUAGCCUGUUUAAAAAAUAUUGUCUGAAGAAUUCAGCUGUGAAAUCUUACAGCACAGAGAUUCCUGAUUUCUUGCAUAACAAGUCACACGAAUUUGUGAAUCACGUAAUGAAAAGAUAUUCUUCAGCGCAAACUGACCUUACCGAAAGCUCAGUGAGAGAAAUGGGUGAGGGAUUAUUUUGUGUACAAAGUGCCGAGGCCAAGGAUUGUUACUAUGUGGUGAAUUUUGCAAAGCCUAAUUGCACAUGUGAAGACUUCCAAAGGUGGAAAUA